Molecule: messenger RNA, 4687 nt
Organism: Pantherophis guttatus
Lineage: Eukaryota; Metazoa; Chordata; Lepidosauria; Squamata; Colubridae
Gene: SLC25A19
Product: solute carrier family 25 member 19
Biological process (GO): transmembrane transport
Source: RefSeq, a predicted model, not a curated record
GGUGGGCGGGGGAGAAGGUCGAGAUGCCCGGGGAGGGGAAACCUGGGCCGGUUGCUGCCGCGUCUCUUUUCUCAAGGCAGCCACAAAAUUAGCCGCCGGCCAGGCUGAUCGAGGAGGACACGUGCUCGGUUCACGGCCAUGCAAAGCAGGCGCGAGGCUCUUCAGUGCGGCGGGGAAUGCAACUUUAAACAUGCUCAGAUGCACUGUUGUCUCUUUGUAAAGACAAAACCCUCCCUCUUUCCCCCGGGUCUCAGCUCUCCGGCGUCCGCUCUUGAUGCGACUCCUUUUUCUUUUUUUUUCUUUUCCUUUCCCCUUUUCUUUGCCUCCACCAGUGUUGGUGCCCGGGAAGAGGAGUCGUGCAUGGAGAGCAAGGUCCAUAGACCUUGUAGGGAUGGUUGGCUAUGAUCCGGAUUCCGACUGUAGCUCCCUUUCGACUCUGAAAGUCGCAGCGGCAGGAUCCGCUUCCGGACUGGUCACUCGGGCGAUGAUCGGCCCUUUUGAUGUGCUGAAGAUUCGAUUUCAGCUUCAGAUAGAGCAGCUUUCCUCCAAAAAUCCACAGGCGAAGUAUCAUGGUAUCUGGCAGGCUGCUGGUAAGAUUUUUCAGGAGGAAGGGGUCACUGCAUUUUGGAAAGGUCAUGUCCCCGCUCAACUUCUUUCCAUCACAUAUGGGGCUGUCCAGUUUGUCAGCUUUGAAUUUCUGACAAAGCUGGUGCACCAUGGCACAACUUAUGAUGCUCGUGACUUCACUGUGCACUUUAUCUGUGGCGGUCUGUCUGCUUGUGCUGCUACUGUGACAGUUCAGCCUCUUGACACAUUGCGCACUCGCUUGGCUGCCCAAGGAGAACCGAAGAUUUACAGGAACCUCCGCCACGCUGUGGUCAGCAUGUACCAGAAGGAAGGACUGCUGACUUUCUAUAGGGGGCUGAGCCCAACCAUAAUUGCCAUUGUUCCUUAUGCCGGCUUCCAGUUUUCCUUCUACAGUCUCCUGAAGAGGGUGUACAACUGGAUUGUUCCAAGCGAAGACAUGAAGAAAGGUAAUAUUAGAAACCUAGUGUGCGGCAGCUGUGCUGGUGUCCUCAGCAAAACUCUGACCUAUCCCUUUGACCUGUUCAAGAAGCGACUGCAAGUGGGUGGCUUUGAACAAGCCAGGGCGGCCUUUGGGCAGGUUCGAACAUACACUAGCAUCAUGGACUGUGCCCGACAGAUAAUCUUGGAUGAGGGACCCAGAGGAUUCUUCAAGGGCCUCUCCCCAAGCUUGUUGAAGGCUGCUUUCUCCACCGGCUUCACCUUUUUCUGGUAUGAGCUCUUUUGCAAUUUUCUGCUAACAAUGCAAGUCUCCGGUGGUCCUAAGAAGCAAGAAGGCUAAUUAUAAGCAAGAGUUGCCGCCUGCCUCCAGUGGAUGUUCUUGGAGUGUAAUUGCAGCUGCAGUCGUCAUCGUUGGGGACUGAGGGGUGAGGCAGGGCAUAUGGGAUUGGAGAAUCGAGACAAGUGACUCUUUGCACAAACCCAGGAUGCACAUUGCUCGUUGGUUUGGCUCAAAACAGAAACGGUGGCUCACCUCAACACCUGCUCAGGUUGUCUCUUUAGUCUGCAGCUGCAGCAUUUGUGAGUCUUGAUGAGGUUCAUCAUCAAGGCCUCUGAAGAUCUUUGUUGUAAAGGUGUGUCUGCUUUUUCUAUUGUUUCAUAACAGAGGGUUUGAAUCAGACCCCAGUUCACAUAUCAAAAUCCCCUUUUGUGACCCUGGAAACUUGGUACCCUUAAACAGAACUAUAUAUUGACUAGUGGAUGGCCAGACUCCUUCAGCAUGGCCAUUUUGCAAUGCCUGUGAUAAGCUGGAGAUCCUGGCAUUCAGUAGUGCCGAUGGGACAAUUGCUUAAUAGACAACUACCUGCCUUGGCCAUUCAGCUCCGGCAGUAAAAAUGCAAUAGCUGUUUUGUCAGCCAUUCCCUUGCCUCUUGGCUGAGGUUCUUGCAGGCCUUGUGAUUUUGCAGUGUUCCAUUAGUGAGUCUGUGGAAAUUGUCUGUUGCCAAAAUCCUAAACAAAGUAGAGGAAGCGCUGCAUGCAUAUCUUUCCCUUCUGUGUUAGCAGGGCCAUUAGUGUUCGUGGUUCCUCUUGCCCUGCGCAUACAUAAAUAUAUUUUGCCACUACUCCAAAUUAAAAAUAGAGGGCAAGCAUACAAGCGGCCUGUAAACUAGACACUUAUAUUUUUGCACUAUCAACUUCUUUCUUACUAAAACAAACAUGCUGGAUCUAAAUUCUUAAGAAGUUUUCAUUUUAAACUUUUUCAUUUUGAAUCAAAGUGAGGAAAAAAUAUUGUUGACUAUACAAUUAUUCCGUUUCAUUUUGCGAUAGGACGCAUCUUUUAAAAUAUCGUAAUGAUUUUUCUUAAACAAUAUUAUCCUCUGAUAGCUUCUUUUUCCCCAAGAAAAAGCUCUGGAAUAACAAUGGAUACUUUUUUUCAGCAAACUCUUAACAUUUAGUGAAAAAACAGUUGAAGAGGACCAUUUGCCUGGCUGAAUUUGGCCAAUUUUAUAUAUGAUGAAAGCUAUAAAGAAAAUUAAACGAUUGGUGCAAUCUUGUCAAAGUUUACUCAGAAAUAAAUCUCACUAUGUACAUUUAGAAUUGCAGCCUUUACUUUCCAAGUCAUUGGUAGAUUUCUCAACUUCCUGGUACAUACUCUGUAUUUACAUUAAAACGUUCACAGCAAUUGGGUAAGUAAGUUUGCUUUAAGGCUUUGUCCUCACAAGCUGAAUAUUCUUGGACUAAUUCAGUUUUGCCUGAUAUAAAAUAUAUGAAUUGUCAUGGUCCCAGUUUCACACACAGGAAGAAGCUGAUUCUCUAUUCCCUGCCUAUUUUCUAUGCACUUAUCUGUAAAAUGUAAAUGUAAAAGCAUAAAAAUAAUGUAUAUUUAUUUAUUUAGAUAUUUUUUAUACUCUAUAAUCUUUGCAUGGUAUCGGGAAAAAGCAAUCUGACAGGAUGAGUACAGUUGGGAAAUCACCAAGUUGAUUUCUACUCCAUGACCUCCUUUCAGCAUAGGACAAUCCACGUUCAGAUAUAUUGCUAAGUUGAAGGUACCGUAGUAAUACACAAGAACACUCCAGUUUGCUAUAUACCUGAUAGAUAUAAGCAAAGCUUCUGAAAAGAGAGGUUUUAAAAAAUAGAUUUGUUUCCAGCAGUAUCUGCAAAUUCUUUUUAUAAAACUUCCAGUACUGGCAGGAUGGAUUUUAAUUCAUGCUGAAAUCAGUAGAAUCAGAGCCGUUGGUGUUUGGAAGCACAGAGACUGCAAACAGGAAAGUUUAAAGUUACUUUCUUUUGCUUACCUACUGGGUCAGGUUGUUCCUUGUACUCUUUAUCUGUAUUUAUUUUCAUAAGAGCUGUGAAAGUCACAUUCCAGCUACAUUGCAUACCAUUGGAAGGGCCCUGAUUUAUGCAAACUUUGCCUUAUGUAUCCUAAGAACAAAGGUUGCUUCCAUUUCUCUGAAAUAUUUGUUUUGGACAGGUGGGUUCUCUUCCCAAAGUGUUCAUAGGCCUUUCCUUCUUUUGUUGUCUAAGAUUGGAAUUGCUGAUUCAGAUACUUUCUAAAAUGCACCUAGGGUAGGCUCCUUUGUCAAAAGGCAAACAACAGAUUCACCAGAAAUGCAGCAACAACUGUCCUUGACAUGUUUUUUAUUAUUUUAUUUAUCAAAUUUUGAGGCCAUUGACUCCUUAAUGAAUCUGGAUAGAUUACAGACAAAAAACAAUAAAUAUGAAUAAGAACACUACUGACUAGACCAGUGUUAUGGUUGGUUCAUAACUGGUGUUCUGUUCUUCUAGUCCAGUGUUUCAACUCCCAUAAUCCCCCAGCCAGCAUACUCCCAGAAUUUCACCCCUGCCCCAGCAUGCUGGUUGAGGAAUUAUGGGAGUUGAAGUCCACCCAUCUUAAAAUUGUCAAGGUUGAGAAUCACUGGACUAGAAGAACAGAACACUGGUUAUGAACCAACUAUAACUAAAAGGGGCUCCACAAUCACCUUGCCCUCAAGGGCUCCUGUGUCUUUCCCCACCUAUACAAUAGAGGCAUUACCUCAUGAAACCUGCCUUUCUGUCAGAAUUACCCUCUUUUUAAGCACACAAACUAGCAAGCUUAAGAGGCAAGCAUGAAGUCACAGCAAUCCAAAGAAAGAAGGAACACUUCACAUUUGUAGUCUCCAAAUAUAAGCUAGGUCACUUAUCUUUCAGUUCUCCUCUAUCCUUUAGUGCGUCCUUCAAUCGGCUUCCUCAAAUAUGUUAAUUUUAAGAUAUUGUGCCUUAUGACAGUGCCAAAAUCAGUGUAUACUUUAAUAAUUCAGUGUUUACAAGGCAGCAUAACAUGGAUAGUUCAGCAGUCUCUCCCAAUACCUCCAAAAUCGUUGAUGGUUAUUAUCUGGGCACCUAUGCCAAUGAGAACCCAGACAGAUUUGUACUCCUAGUACUGUAAUCUAAAUGAUCUUUGUUGACAUCUAGGGUUGUGCAAGGUUUCAGAUUCCAUUACUGAGAUUUUUUUUCACCCCGUGUUUAACAUGAAUGCUUAAUCUAUAACACUGUAUCUGUAUUUUUCAUAUAAAGAGUUAUUUUUUGUGGCUGAGACAGUUUGGACCAUCCAGUUUUCUAAUCCAUAGAACAUGUGUCUAUCUUGAAAGAAAAAUAAACAUAUAAAUAUAUUUAUCAUAAA